Molecule: messenger RNA, 767 nt
Organism: Drosophila ficusphila
Lineage: Eukaryota; Metazoa; Arthropoda; Insecta; Diptera; Drosophilidae
Gene: Trs23
Product: trafficking protein particle complex subunit 4
Exons: 2
Coding region: 81-740 (219 amino acids)
Biological process (GO): endoplasmic reticulum to Golgi vesicle-mediated transport
Cellular component (GO): TRAPP complex
Source: RefSeq, a predicted model, not a curated record
UCAAUGGCAAACAGCUGACUGGUGGUGCCAUCACUAAUUCGCAAAAAAACAUUCCCAAAAACACAAAACUUUAGUUAGCAAUGAUUAUAUAUGGCGUCUAUAUAGUAAGUAAAUCGGGUGGCCUUAUAUUCAACCUGGACAACAAUGUGCCGCGUAUCGAGCACGAGAAGACCUUUACAUACCCACUGGACCUAGUGUUGGACUACGAUUCCAAGAAGGUGUCGGUGUCUUUCAACAGAAAGGAUGGCAUAAAUGUUGGUCAUGUCCUGGUGGCGGUCAACGGUAUGCCAGUAAAUGGAAUCACUUUGGAUGAUGGCCGCGCUGUGAAGACAACACUGGAGUCAGCGGACAACUAUCCGAUCAACCUGAAGUUCAGCCGCCCGAAGAUGACCACCAACGAGAAGAUCUUCCUAGCCAGCAUGUUCUAUCCCCUGUUCGCCAUUGCCAGCCAACUGAGUCCCGAGCCCAAGAGUUCUGGAAUCGAGAUUCUGGAGGCGGACACCUUCACGUUGCACUGCUUCCAAACGCUGACAGGAAUUAAGUUCAUUAUCAUCUCGGAGACGGGGCUUAAUGGCAUCGAUCUGCUUCUGCGAAAGGUCUAUGAACUCUACUCGGACUACGUCCUCAAGAACCCUUUUUACUCGCUGGAAAUGCCCAUCCGGUGCGAGCUAUUCGACAACAAACUGCAGGAACUCCUCGCCCAGGUCGAAAAAACGGGCAUUAGCAAUAUUGAUAAAUAAACGUUAAGUUGUCUUUGUACAUUGUUA